AUGGAGAAGUCUAACUCUGAAGCGGAGAAGACCGAAUCUGAGCAGACCAGCAGUGAGGAUAGUGGCGGAGGGGGUCAAAAUGGCAUUCACCACCAGCAGACAACGGAGUCUUUUGAGCAGGAGGCAGAGUUUGUGCGUGCCGAUACUUCCGAAGCACACUCUCCUCUUGUCCAAGAGAGUGCUGAAGCGGAAGGACCUCGUAAUGCGGCGCCCUCUCCUCGAUCGGUGCGGCGCCGACGUGCUCAGAAGCAUGCUCAAGCGGCGGCUGUGAGAAAGGCACCGGCCACAAAGAACAAUCAGCGCGGUGCAUUGCGAGCAUUUCAGAAGUUCUGGAGAGGUGACCCAUAUAAUCUAGAAGGACAGCAAGAAGUGAAUGAGAAGAAUGUACGAACAUUUUUUGACGAGAUCGAAGAAGAGCGGAGCCCCACUAUCGACAAGUAUGUAAAAGGCCUGCAACUGACCAUGCGUCAGAUCUGGGCAGCAGCGGGAAAGACAGGCCCUGAGCCCAAUAUAAGGCGGUACGACGAGGUCAAGCAUCGACGGGCUGCGGCAAAAAAGGCAACCGCUGCACUGAGAAGAAAGCAUGGGUAUGACAAACAACGUGACAAGCCGGACCGCAUCUCGCGUCAAGAUAUCACCCGCGUCGUCGAUCUGAUGACAAAGUACCUUUGCCUGACGAAAGAGAAGCUUGCGGAGCACAAGAUGACACGUGGCACGUUGAUUAACAUGAGGGCGGACGUGCUUGAGUGCAUACACCUAGAAGAGGAGAUUGGCCCCACCCCCGGGUAUACCCUUGACAUCAUCAACGACAUCGGGAAGACCAACGAAAACGGCAAUAUGGAAGUGACGUCUGUUCUUCAGAACAAGGACGCUGCCAUGUACACCUGGAAGAAGUCGCCGGGGCGGAAAGGGGAGGAGGCAGGGUACAGCUACUCGACGCAGCGGAAAUACAUCCAACACUUCAUGAAAGUGCUGGGCAUCGAGCAUCGACUCGCGGAAAGCGACGCACGUCGGCCGUCGCCAUGGUGCUCGCAAAGCCGCGAUCUGGGCGUCACGCGGCCCGACGUCAAGAAGUACGCUCGAUUUACAACAAAUCGCAGCGACCACUUUUCGCGGUCGUAUGCCCAGGACUCCCCGAUGACCCUCCAGUUCGGGAUGGCCGGGUUUCGUAAAGAGGCGGUUGAGCGCAACUUCACCGAUGGGUACCGGCUCGCUAGGCUGAUUCCGACAAUUCCUCAGGAGCUGUUGAAGAAGUUCUGUCCAUGGGUCGAGAAGGAGUAUCGAGAGAUCAAGCAGCGGAAUGCAAGUGCGACCCUGGACGGAGAUAAACGGGUGACGUCGGAGAACUUCUUCCAGUUCUUGGCGUGCGGAAAAGAAGUCUUCCUCUCAAGUCUUGCCGCAAUGGAGCCGGUGUACCCGAACCUGUGCUUGUUCGAAGACAUGAGCUUGUUUGAGAACCGUGCCUGGGUGGAGUACAAGCGAGCGGUCCAAGAAGCUGAUGCGAGUCCUGAUCGUUGCCUUCCCCCACGGCAGGAUAAUCAGUCUCUGCUUAUGACGGAGCUCCGGAAACACUCCGACCAGCUCGGGGAGCUCUUCCGGGUGUUCCGGGACUUUGCUGCUCGUCGGGAAGGCGCCGGCGUUUCUGACGGCUCGCCCCCUUCGCCGCACGGACCACCUCCGCCACCGCGGCCAGUCCAAAGGGCGAGAGGCAGCGCGGCAGACGAGCGGCAGCCCGAAACAGGACGCGCAGUUUGCGAGCGCGGGUUGGUAUCAACCGGGGACAGGUUCGGAGGUUUGACGCGGGUGAUGAGCCGGCCGGGGGACGAGCAACCGGGGGGUUUUCGAGCGGCAGAGAGACCCGGGGAGGGGACGUCAGGGAAGGAACCGGACUUGGGGAGCGGAGAGAAGGGACCCGGGGGGCGUGGAGAGAACCGGCUAGUCGAGCGCAUGGGGACGAAGCACCGGGCGGAGCGGCGGGAAUGCGUGCUCAUCCGGGGCGGGGUACAGAAACCGCAAAUGGGGCUCAAGGUGCCGAAGAAGUGGGGCUACGUGCUCGGGGAGGAGGCCCAGCCGAAAGCGACGGCGGAAGCGAGGAGGUCUAUGAAGAAGGUGAACCGGUCCCUGGUCAGCCGUACGUCUAUCCGUGGCCGGCAUGCAGCACUGUAGUUGAUGUGUAUCGGGAAAUGCACUCCGGUUUUGCCGCGCACAUGCCGGCUCUCGUAGAGUUGGAACGUGCGCAUGGCUCUGCGUGGCGACGGGGAAAAGGUCACCGGCAAAGGUUUAACGAGAAGGUACAAAUCUGUAAAUAUGUGGAGCACAUUCAAAGGGAGCACGGUUUUGAGAAUGGAGUGACUGCGGUGGACUACCUGUCCGGGAGGUAUAAAAGCUUGAAGUCCCUCUUGAAGGAUC
This is a messenger RNA of Klebsormidium nitens, 2409 nucleotides long. Lineage: Eukaryota; Viridiplantae; Streptophyta; Klebsormidiophyceae; Klebsormidiales; Klebsormidiaceae. The record is from the annotation of a GenBank genome assembly.